This is a messenger RNA of Aspergillus japonicus CBS 114.51, 12265 nucleotides long. Its product is annotated as AAA family ATPase midasin. Gene Ontology annotation, cellular component: preribosome, large subunit precursor; nucleus. The record is from RefSeq and is a predicted model, not a curated record. The coding region runs from base 41 to 12265 and encodes 4074 amino acids. The transcript has 61 exons. Gene Ontology annotation, molecular function: ATP binding; ATP hydrolysis activity. Lineage: Eukaryota; Fungi; Ascomycota; Eurotiomycetes; Eurotiales; Aspergillaceae. Gene Ontology annotation, biological process: ribosomal large subunit assembly; rRNA processing.
GAAUCCCAUAACCAGAGUUCCUUUGGCGGUAGGGCUCAGCAUGGACGCUAGACCUGCCUACGAGGGGACUCUUGACGAGUCCCGCUUAUUUGCGAAGCUUCCGAAUGAGAUUGCGGAACUCAUUCACACAGCUUCUGGGACCCAAUACCUGAAUGCGCUUGCGGUUGGCGCAUUGAGGCCUGGAUGCACAGAAGGUUUCUUUUGCCUGUACGAACCGAUUUUUGUGGAUUUGGCAGCACGGUGGCUCUUAUCCGACUCUCAGCUAGAUCAAAUCGAUAUUCUUUCCGCAUUUUCCAGAGUCUUACCGUUCGCGCCAAACCUCCGACCUUUUGCAAGCCAAUAUGCCAUUGCUCGGGCUGGACCUCUAUCGGCUUUGGCUGCGUGUGAUGAGCUAACUCUUUCACAAAUAAAUGAUGCCACCAUCCGAAGCCUCUUGUUAGCGAUCUUCAGGCUUCUUUCCUAUGACCCAGAAGUCUUCUCAAAGGCUGUAUCGCCCUCUCAGCUCCAAUCGCUAUUCCAACACCGCGACCGAUCCGUUAGAUACCUCUCCAUACGAUGCUUCGCCCUCUACAUGCGUGCAGCGGAUGCUGCCCUGGAGGAAUUAAUCAAAACUCAUUUUGCGGACGAUAUCGUGGAGGGUGAAUGGGAGGGAACCACAAUCGACUACCGGUGUCUUGGCUUGUGGGAAGAACGUCGGUGGACCACACUGGAGAAGCAGGUUCAGCUCGCCAGGUCGAACCGAUCUACUCCCGAUGCUCUUCCGCAGAUUGAGAAGCUCCGAGAAUAUUUCACUUCCAGAACUGCCGAAAUCUGCGGAGUGUUGGUUCCACGACAAACUAAUGCUUCUUCUCAACCGUCCUCGAUUGUGAAAACGCCGACCGCCGUAGGAAACCUGCGGAAAAUUGCGACAGCACUAAUAUCUGCUAGACCUAUGUUGCUGGUUGGUUUGCCGAACUCGGGGAAAACAACAUUGAUCAACGAUGUCGCCGCAACCAUGGGACAGGCGGAGACGAUGGUCACGCUACACUUGAAUGAACAGACCGACGCAAAGAGUCUUUUGGGAAUGUAUUCGACCUCACCAGCUACAGGCUCUUUCGCCUGGCAACCUGGUGUUUUGACCAAGGCAGCGAGGGAGGGCCGUUGGAUCCUGAUCGAAGAUUUAGAUCGCGCGCCUUCCGAAGUCAUUGGCCUUAUUCUUCCGAUCAUCGAGCGGGGAGAGUUGACCAUUGCUAGCAGGAAGGAACGAAUCAAAUGCGCAGAAGGCUUCAAGAUAAUUGCCACCAUGAAGUCUUCUUACAACAUCGCAGGCGAAGAAAUUGCCCCCAGUACCAAUAUCCUAGGAAGCAGGUUGUGGCAACGCGUCCAGAUUGAUUCCCUCGCCAUCGACGAAAUUCGAGAGGUUAUCACGCAAAAAUAUCCUCUCCUGGAAUCUCGGGUCGCCACUAUCAUGGAUGUCUAUCAAAGGCUUUGUGCCUCCUUUCAUGGAAGUCUGGCAAUUAAGAGCUCCCAGGGACGAACUCCUGGUCUUCGUGAUCUGAUCAAGCUCUGUAGCCGAAUGCACAGGCGGCUUCAGCGUCUGGGGGCGAAAACUGGCUAUGAAGCGACGCCAGAGGGUGCCGAGGAUGAGAUAUUCCUAGACGUCGUGGAUGUGUUCUUGAAAUAUAUCCCUGAAAAGACCCUGGCGGAUUCCCUUUCCUUGGUUGUUGCUGAAGCUCUGCAAAUUUCACCGCAGCGGGCACGCUUCUGCAUGCACGAGAGAACGCCUACCUAUUCUGACCAAGGCAACAGCCUCACGCUUGGAAGAGAAACAUGUCGCAAGAUUAAGGUCCCGGCCGGAUCUCUCACGAAAGCCGCUGCCUCCUCGUCUCGCUUUGCGUCAACGAGAGCUGCUUUGGGAUUGAUGGAGCAAGUUGCCGCUUCUGUGCAAAUGGCCGAGCCUGUCCUUCUCGUGGGUGAGACGGGUAUUGGCAAAACCACAGUUAUUCAACAGCUUGCUACGCUGAUGCGACAGAAGCUCACGGUGGUUAACUUGUCCCAGCAGAGUGAAAGCACUGAUUUGCUUGGCGGGUUCAAGCCAGUCAAUAUUCGCACAAUGGCUGUACCGAUGCAUGAUGAGUUUGUCUCUCUCUUCGAACUGACAUUCUCAGCAAAGAAGAAUCAAAAGUUCCUUCAUUCCGUCGCCAAGAGUGUCACUGCAGGGAAUUGGGCUCGCCUAGUACAUCUUUGGCAUGAAGCAGUCCGAUUGGCCGAUGGAGUGUUCAAGUCAGACCAGGGCUCUCAAGGUGCUGAGGAACAACCCGCGAAGAAGAGAAAGUUGGAUUCGCCUAAAUACCAACUUUUGCGGCAGAGAUGGGACAGAUUCGCAGCGCAGCUCAAUGAUUUCGAGUCGCAAGUAUCUCAAGGAGAUGCGAAAUUUGCCUUUGCCUUCGUUCAAGGAAAGAUUGUCCGAGCGCUGCGUAACGGCGAGUGGGUUCUUCUUGACGAGGUUAACCUUGCUUCACCGGAUACUCUCGAGAACAUCGCCAGUCUUCUCCACCAUGGUAGCGAAGGUUCACCAUCCGUCUUGCUCUCCGAAGCGGGUGAUGUGGAGCGCGUCUUUGGUCACCCUGAUUUCCGUAUUUUUGGCGCAAUGAAUCCUGCGACUGAUGCAGGCAAGAAGGACCUUCCCCCUGGUCUUCGAUCAAGGUUCACGGAAUUCUAUGUGCAAUCACCCGAUAGCGACCUGGAUGACCUGCUUUCUCUGAUUCAGAAGUACCUCGGCGAUUUGGCGUUGACUGAUGCCAGAGCAGUCCCGGAUCUUGGACAGCUCUACAUGGAAGCUAAGAGGCUAAAUACCGAGAACAAGCUCACUGACGGUGCUGGGCAGCGUCCACACUUCAGCAUCAGAACCCUUGUCAGAGCGCUCGUCUACGUAGCCGAUCAUGCACAUAUCUACGGCCUGCGCAGAGCAAUCUACGAGGGGUUCUCUAUGAGUUUCCUGACAGUUCUCAGUCAAGAAUCGGAGCGUUUGUUAGCACCUUUGCUCGAGAAGCAUAUCUUCAGCAACGUUAAGAACUCCAGAGCACUCCUGGGCCAGACACCCAAACCACCAAACGACGGAAAUGACUAUGUGCAAUUCAAACAUUACUGGAUGCGUCGUGGCCAUCUGAAACCCGAAGAACAACCUCACUAUAUCAUCACACCUUUUAUCGAGAAGAACCUGAAGAAUCUGGUCCGAGCAAGCUCCACGCGCCGCUUCCCCGUUUUGCUGCAAGGUCCGACCUCUGCUGGUAAGACUAGUAUGAUUGAGUUCCUUGCUAAGGUCUCGGGGAACCAGUUCGUCCGCAUCAACAAUCACGAGCACACUGAUCUUCAAGAGUAUCUGGGAACUUACGUCUCCAGCGACGAUGGCACCCUCCGCUACCAAGAAGGUGUUUUGGUAGAGGCUCUCAGAAACGGUUACUGGAUUGUUCUCGACGAAUUGAACCUGGCACCUUCCGAUGUCCUCGAAGCAUUGAAUCGACUGUUGGAUGAUAAUCGUGAGCUCUUCAUCCCAGAGACGCAAGAAGUUAACCCCGCCGGUCUCUACGGUGGUCGAAAGGUGUUAUCUCGCGCCUUCCGGAACAGAUUUUUGGAGCUUCAUUUCGACGACAUUCCCGAAAGCGAACUGGAAUAUAUCUUGAAGGAGCGCUCACAGAUUGCUCCUUCGUUCUGUACUCGGAUAGUGUCGGCCAACCGACUAUUCGAACAGAAAAACAGUUUUGCAACCCUGCGUGAUCUUUUCAGAUGGGCGCUUCGUCGUGCUGAUGAUCGCGAGCAAUUGGCGAUCAAUGGUUUCAUGCUGCUGGCAGAGCGAGUGCGCAAUCCUCAGGAGAGGGCUGCAGUCAAGAGCGUGAUCGAGGAAGUCAUGAGAGUCCGAAUUGACGAGGAUGUCAUCUAUGGUGCCUCAGAAAUGGACAAGCGCGCUCCCAAUCUUGCACAGCUAGCUCCAGGAAUUGUGUGGACCAAGGCAAUGCGCCGACUGUUCGUUCUUGUCUCCACCGCCCUCGAGAAUAACGAGCCUAUUCUGCUUCUGUGCCAAGCAGUUGCCGAGAUUUGCAGAAAACAACUGUAUAUCAUCAACGCACAUGUGAACUUGGAAACGGGUGACCUUAUUGGUGCUCAAAGACCCCUACAUAGCGACUUACGAACUAUGUUCUCGCGGGAUGAGCAGUCAGUCGCAGAGCAACUACAAGAGCUUGAUCCUGAGUUGAGACUUCGAGUUGAAAAGAAUCUCGCUCGGCUUAACGCCUUGUUUGAAUGGUCUGAUGGAAGUUUGAUCACGGCUAUGAAGACGGGCCAGUUCUUCCUUCUUGAUGAGAUCUCACUUGCCGACGAUUCCGUUUUGGAGAGGUUGAACAGUGGUCCAAUUGACUCCAUGGUGGUUGCUCAUGAGGGCUUCCAGUUUUUGUCUACUAUGAAUCCUGGAGGUGAUUACGGAAAGCGCGAGCUUUCUGCCGCUCUUCGCAACCACGAGGACAUUCUGCCGAUCCUCCGAAUGAAGCUUCAGCUAGAAUCGGAGCACGUGCCUAAAGCGAUGCUGCAGUUCGCCAAGUGGUUCAAGACGACAUUCCAAAAUUCCACGACAUCCUCGCUUUCCAUUCGUGACCUUCUUGGCUGGGUCGAGUUCGUCAACAGGUGUCAGAGCUCUGAUCCCAUGUUCGCGGUGGUGCAAGGUGCCGCAAUGGUGUUUGUUGACACUUUGGGCGCUAAUCCUGCAGCAAUCCUUGCGACAGCUUUGAAUGACCUUGAAGGCAAUCGUCGGUUGUGUCUAGACAAGCUGCAAGAGCUUUUCGAUUCAAUUAUCGACACUGAUGGCACCUCCCUUCGUGUCGGGCCUUUCAUUCUUCCCAUCAAUGAACAAGGAAGACCCGAUCCCGAGUUCAUCAUGGAUGCUCCUACUACUAUCGGCAACUCACCUAUCCUUCUGGAGGGCAGCCCGGGUGUUGGAAAGACGACGCUAGUCACUGCGCUUGCCAAGGCUCUCGGAAAGCCGCUCACUCGAAUCAAUCUUUCUGAGCAAACGGAUCUGACGGACCUAUUUGGGUCUGAUGUGCCGGUGGAAGGAGGCGAUGUUGGACAGUUCGCUUGGCGUGAUGCACCAUUCCUGCAAGCAAUGCAACGUGGUGAUUGGGUUCUUCUUGACGAGAUGAACCUGGCUUCUCAAUCUAUGGUACACCCCGACUUUGUCCUUUUCGCUGCGCAGAACCCGCAUCAUCAGGGUGGUGGCCGGAAAGGUCUUCCGGCGUCCUUUGUCAACAGAUUUACUGUGGUGCGAAUCUGUGCCAAGCUAUUCCCUGGAAGUCCCGCCACCCAGACCGACAACCUCGUCGAGUUCAUCUCCCUGCUUAACAAAGCCAUUCAAGAGCGAAGGCUAGGCGCGCUGGGUGGUCCCUGGGAGGUUAACCUGCGAGACAUCCAGAGGUGGCUUCAGUUGGCUGACCGAGGGAACCUGCAAGUGCCUGCCCGGUUCAGAAGUGAGGAAGACCGCAGCGUGGUGUCUCGGUUGUUUGGGCAGGUCUUUGGAGAUUCUCUCACGGCCCCGAAAAGCUAUUACCAUAACCUGACACCAGGCUACAUGCAGGUUGGACUUGGCUUCAUGCGGCGAGAUUCAGUUUUACAACAGACCUCGGAUCCCCAAAUGCAGAUUCUCCCAAGGGACUUGUCUGUCCUGGAAUCACUAAUGCUGUGUGUCGAACAAUCCUGGCCGAGCAUUUUGGUGGGUUCAUCUGGUUGUGGCAAGACAACCCUCAUCAGGAAACUCGCCGCGCUAAAUGGAGCCAGCUUGGUUGAAUUGGCACUGAGCGCUGAUACAGACACCAUGGAUCUUAGGGAAGUCUCGUCCUUGCUCCUGGAGAUCUCGCAGUAUCUUCAGCGACAGAUAAUUUCCGCGUAUGCCACGAGAGACACUGCGGACCUUUCGUCUAUCCCUCUUCAGCUCUACGAGAGUCUACAGAGCCCGGAUGUGUCGCUUGACGGUGUGGUUGCGUCGCUUGUGAAGCUGUAUGAAUCUUUCCGCCAACCUCUUCUUCAAGAAUAUGCCAACCGGGCUCAGCGCCUAUCAGGCAUCUCUGAGAAGACGGACAAAAUGAAAGUCGGUUUUGAGUGGACAGAGGGUGUCUUAACACAAGCAGUUCAGAACGGACAGUGGGUUGUUCUUGACAAUGCGAAUCUUUGUAACCCGUCCGUCCUUGACAGAUUGAACUCUUUGACGGAACCUAACGGAACUCUGAUCCUGAACGAACAACGUACAGAGGAUGGAAAUGCUCGCAUUAUAAAGCCGCACCCUAACUUCAGGCUCUUUUUGACUAUGGACCCUCGCCACGGCGAGCUGUCUCGGGCGAUGCGGAAUCGUUGUGUCGAGAUCUCAUUCUUGCCCCAGGAAGAUUUGAGCUUCGCUAUCUCCACUGUGCCUGCUUACACCUGCCAAUCCUCACUGUACCGUCUUCGGUCCCUGUGGAAUCUGAACGUUACCACGGCUCUCGAGGGCGAUGAGUCGGUUUCUCUACUUCAUGAAGCGUGCUUGGAUCAUCUCUCGAUCGCGGACCUCUCAUAUCUUCAGCGCGUACAGGGGCUCCUCCCGUUCUAUUCUUCUGUUAAACGAUACCUCUCUGUCAUACAUGACAAUUCGUCUUGCAGACCUUUCGAAUGUAUCAAACAGGACUUCGCAGUCGGUUUUGCCUCGGUCGCUACCCAGGGCGUUUAUCAACCCCUUCAUCCUCUGGUGAACGAACCUCUUGCAUCGAUAAUGCAUCAAAGUGUCCCUCUUGGCUGGCUCAUGGUCCUGGCACAACUCCAGGAGUCUAAGCUCGGCUUGCAGGGCCUGAGGCAGGGCUUAUUGCGGGCUAACGAAUCAGGAAAGCAUCUCAAGCCAAGCCAAAUGACCAGCUUGGAACGCUCUCUCGCCUCUGGCCGUAUCCCUUCCCUGAUGAAAGAUGCAACUCAGCCGGCUGUCUACGACUUCAUCCAGAGCUUAGAUCAAACCGUGUUUCAAGUUUCCGAAGUGAUUCCUGCACUUCGUGCAAUGGUCAAUUUCUGCUCCGACAUCUACAAUUUGACUACCGCGACCGAGGUGGACCAAGGCGAGUUUCAGAUUUACCUUCAGCUUGGAAGAGAGUUGUCUGCCUCGUUGCUUGAUGGGUGGGACCCUUUGAAACCACUGGCUCUGGCGUUUUCCCAAGCUCUCGACCGCUUCCAUGAGAACUGGGCCUUGACGACAGGCUUGAGCAUGCAGAGACUCUGGGAGUCCUGGAGGCCAGCCACCUCUGCUACACAGGAUCAAUUGAAGGCUCUUCUGGAGUUGGAGAAUAUUGCCCUUGAAUUUACCCAAGUUGCUACCAAGACACAUCUUGAUUUGUCUCAAUUGAGCCAGGUCCGCAAGUCUUUGAUUGCAGCUCAGGAAGCCAUUCUUUCGAGCGGCCAGGAGGGAUACCCAAUCCAGGACCUACGACAAACAGUCGUUGACCUCGCAGCUUGCGUGCCAGAUGCGGAUGCAUUGCAAAAGCCCUACUUCUCUACUGAAUUCGAGGUGCUAUGUCAAUACCACGACCUUUCCUCACUACGUAACGGCCAGACAGUUGAAGACCAAGUCGUGCAAUCAAUCCUGCCGCUACUUGCUGGACGUCCCGCCAAGCCCCUUGAUGCUUCAAGCUUGAAGACUCAAAUCCCUGUCAUCCUGAACAGGCUCUCUUUAUACGCGGGAAGUGAACCCUCGUCGGCUUUCGGCGCUGCAGUCAGUGGAACAUUGUCUCUGUCGCUGUUGGAAAGACUGGCCUACGUUGGAACCACAAGCCUGGGCCAGAUGAAUGCUUUGGAGAUGGAGAAGAAAACACUUUCCAAGGCUUUGACCCUUACGAGUGGCGAGCUUGCCAUUAAUCAGGUCACGUUUCUUCGACAAGCAAUGGCAAGAUUGACUACGGAGCUUGUCAUCCUUCACAAAGAUUUCUUCGAGCCGCAAUCUCUGGAGCAGAUUGUUUCUUUCCUCCAAGGUGUUGAAUCUCAAGGAUCACACAGGGGCUUCUCGCUGCCGAGCCUUAACUUAGCCUCAAACCUGCCAGACAACCACUUCUUCAAGAGCUUCGCUCAAAGCCAUCUUCCGCGCCUAUUGUCGUCCUUGAUGACGGAACAGAUGGAUAGCACAGGCGCCGGCAUUGUUCAGUUGGCUGUCAUUCUCUUGCAGCUUUUUGUUCCAGAUAAGCCAUUUGAUCCCUCAGGCAAAGCCAUCUCGUCAUUUGAGGGAGAACUGCGUAACCUCGGUUCGGCACCCCCGCCUUCUUCUUUCUCAAGUCUUCGAAUGCUCAGUAGACGCCUUACGAUGAACUACCGCUCCUACGACGAUAUAACGACUCUAAUCGUUCGGUUCCUACAACUUCUUGACUUGGGUCUGUUCCUUUCCUCGAGCAGGUCUCGCCAGGAGACUACUCCGUUCCUUGGUGGCCUCGAGUCUCACUUCGAAUCUAGUCUGAACACUGAUCUGUGGUUCCACGAACUAUCAGCGCUCAGAUUCCAUGCUCUCUGGAAAGGAUCUUGGGAGGAUGCAGAGGAAGUCGACGAGAACGAGUUGCAUGAAGAAGAAAAGGUGUCAAGCCCGGAAGUCUUGUCGGCCUAUGUCAAGCAAUCAUCCCUGUUGCUGGGCUCCUUAAGGCGAACUAAGAAGCUUGUUGACCUGACCCUGUCGACGAAAGCUCGGUUUGCUCAAAUCCACAAAUCCUGGCCCGACCACGCAGUUCUCGCAGACUUUAAGCAUACUGAACCUGUUGCUAAAUUCCUUACUAAGGUUGAAAAGCUUCACGGCCUUGUAUAUGAAUGGCAGUUGAUCACAGGCACUAUCAUUGGCUGGCGGCGACUUGAAUUGACUACCUGGGCGAAACUCUUGGAUUUGGAAGACGACAAAUGCCUCAAAGAUGUCAGCUCAUGGUGGUUCAUCACUUAUGAAGCCUUGGUCCGGGCUCCGAUCCAGAUCGUUGAAUCCGAGGUUACUGCGACUCUGGAACAGUUCUUCCGCUCCACCACUAACUUCCAGUCAUUGUUGCUACUCUAUGUGGAAGAUCUUCCGUCAUUGAGUCAACUCACACAGUUUGAACCCCCUGCUCUUGAGAAGAAUAUUAAGGAGCAAAUUCAGCUCGCUAGCUGGAAGGAUACCAACAUUGUCGCCCUUCGGGAAAGUUCUAGACGGUCACACGUCAAACUGUUCAAGUUGCCGGCUCAGCCCAUCCUGGAGCAAGACAUGCCAGAGGACAACCAGGAUACGGCUGCUCCUCAACGAAUGGUUCUUCCUUCCUUCGUCUUCCCUGAAGCGCUGGCGAUACCACCUCGAUUCAAGAACCCUGACAACACUGCUAGCAGCAUGAUGCAGGUCUUUGUCAAAUAUACUCCGAAGACCUUGACGGAAGAGAACAAGGAUGAUGUCCAGCAUCUCAAGAUGGGUGUGAAACGUAAUGUCAACACCAUCCUUGCGACCGUCCCGGCGUUCGAAGCUGGCAUCGCCGACGAUCUUAGCAACGUCGAAAUCUCCAGAAGCUCGGGAUCUGUGGAGCACCUCCUGCACCUCGUCGCCAACCUUUGGACCGCUGAUCCCCUCUCUAUCUUCAAGGCCCAUUCAAUAGCAUGGCUGGCUCCUAUCAUCGGCCUGGCGAUCACUGUCGUGGGAGUUCAUGCCAAGUUCUCCGGCCUCAACUCUACAGGCAUCACACUGAGCCAUCUCCCUGAGCUGCCUGAGGGAAUGGCUUCACGUGUGCACAAGACCACCGAGCGCCCUGACCUGUCCUUUGUUCUGGGCCAGAUCAUCCCAUGGUCGAAGGAAUACGACUCGAGUCUCAUUGCUGCCGCAGACAAGAUCCUUGUCAGUAUCCAGAAGCUGAACGAAGCUCCGUCGCAAAUCACCGCCCCUGGUGCGCUGCUUCUUCGCAUGGCGGACAUCUCGACUUCCCUCGACCUUCCGUUUGCCAUUGCCUUGACGGCGACCCUGUUGCCGAUUUUGAAUAAGUUCGCGCAUAUCUGUCGAGACGUGGUCGAUCGCUACCUGACGGUGCACAAAGAGACAUGCUUCUGUAGUCCGUCCGAGCCGUCGACGGAGGAGAGCAAGUCUGGCCAGUUGGAGAGUGGCACCGGUCUUGGGGAGGCCGACGAUGAGGAUUUGACGGAACUCGCCCAGGAGGACAAGCAGAAGACCGAUGAAGAGAUCGAGAACUCCGAAGAUGCGAGGAAGGAGGGAGACGAUGAAGACGACAAUGAAAGCGGCUCAGACGAAGAGGAUGAUAUCGAUGAAGAGAAGAUGUGGGAUGGCGAGCACGAUGAUCAACAGAAGGAGACUGAGACUCAAGAGGGCAAGGGAGCGGCGGAGAACGACGAGCAGACGGCCGCGCCGGACCAGCAACCUGGUCAGGAAGCUGAGAAGGGUGAGAACAAGGAGGAGGGUGAAGAGGCUCCUGAUGAGGAGGAAGAGGCGCUCGAUCUUCCAGAGGAGAUGCAAUUGGAUGGCGAUGAGAAGGAAGAGCAGCAAAUGGAGGGAGACGGCGAGCAGGAGAUUGAUCAGACUGAGGAAGCUGGUCCCGAUGACGAGCUGGGCGACGCGGACGAGGCUGAAGAGGCAGAGGAAGAAGAGAAGCAGGAAGAUGACUUCCUUGCCCAACGCGAUGAGAACGAGGCUGCUGGCGAGGAAGUCGCUCCUAGCGAAGCUGUCAACGGCUCGUCCGGUAACGCGCAGCAAGAGAGUGGCUCCACUGAUCCCUCUGACGAGAAGGAGCAGAAGACCGGUGCUGCUCAGGAAGGAGACGAGAACCAAAGACAUAAGGAUGAAGGCGGCGCCAACGAUUCCAACCCUGAGGAUCCUCAACUCCAAGCGUUCAAGAAACUGGGCGAUGUCCUCGAGCAAUGGCAUCGUCGACAGAAGGAGAUCAUGGAUGCUUCCAAGCAGGAAGACGAGGAGGCCGAAACUCGAUUGCCUGAGGAUACUGAUAUGGCGGAUGCCGACUUCGAACAUCUGGCGGAUCAAGACGAUGUUGCCGACACUCAAGCGCUUGGUCAAGCCAACGAAGAACAGGCCAAGGCUCUAGACCAGAACAAGGGCGUCGAAUCGGAUGUCAAGCCGGACGAGGACAAUGAACUCCUGCCAGACAUCACCGACGACAAUAUCCAGGACCUCCCCGAGAACCGACUUGAAGACGAGAUGCAGCUAGACCAGGGAGGCGCCCCCGCUGAGUCGCAGACGGCCGGUGCUUUCAUCCCUGGUAACCUUCAGAGCCAGGAGCGGGCAGAUGCCGCUGCAGGCCAGGAGGCAGCCGAUGAGGAAUUGGAUGAGGUCGACGCACAUCUGGCUGCAAUUCAUCUAUCCUCGACCCUGCCCCCGCUCACGCCACGGGACGAAGCUCAACGACUCUGGUCGUACUACGAGUCCGCGACCACCGAUCUCUCCUUGUCGCUGACGGAGCAGCUGCGGCUUAUCCUUGCCCCCACGCUUGCGACCAAACUCCGCGGUGACUUCCGCACCGGCAAGCGGCUCAACAUCAAGCGAAUUAUCCCGUACAUCGCCUCGCAGUACAAGCGGGACAAGAUCUGGAUGCGACGGUCGAUUCCCUCGAAGCGCAACUACCAGAUCAUGCUGGCGGUCGACGACAGUAAGUCCAUGCUGGAGAGCGGCAGUGGGCAGCUGGCCUUCGAGACCCUGGCUCUCGUGGCGAAGAGUCUGAGCAUGCUCGAGGCCGGCGACCUCUGCGUGCUCGGCUUCGGAAGUGAGGACCACGUGCGGGUGGCGCACGAGUUCGGCAAGCCGUUCUCCUCGGAGGCCGGCACGCAGGUCUUCCAGCACUUCAGCUACCAGCAGACGGGCACCAACGUGCGCAAGCUGAUCGCCGACUCGAUCGCGCUGUUCCGCGAGGCGCGCUGGAAGCAGUCCCCCGGCGGCGGCAACGCCGACCUGUGGCAGCUCGAGCUAAUCAUCUCCGACGGCAUCUGCGAGGACCACGAGACCAUCAGCCGCCUGGUGCGCCAGGCGCAGGAGGAGCGCAUCAUGAUCGUCUUCAUCAUCGUGGACGCGGUCAAGGGCAGCUCCAUCCUCGACCUCACGCAGGCCAGCUUCGAGCCGGACCUGGAGAGCGGCAGCGGCGAGAUGAAGCUGAAGAUGAAGCGCUACCUCGAGGGAUUCCCCUUCCCCUAUUAUCUAGUUGUGCGUGAUGUGCGGGAGCUCCCCGCAGUUCUGGCGACGGCGCUGAAGCAGUGGUUCGCCGAGGUGGUGGAUGUUUCUUCUUAG